Molecule: messenger RNA, 2332 nt
Organism: Sciurus carolinensis (gray squirrel)
Lineage: Eukaryota; Metazoa; Chordata; Mammalia; Rodentia; Sciuridae
Product: cytochrome P450 4F3
Exons: 14
Coding region: 90-1775 (561 amino acids)
Molecular function (GO): iron ion binding; heme binding; oxidoreductase activity, acting on paired donors, with incorporation or reduction of molecular oxygen
Source: RefSeq, a predicted model, not a curated record
CAGAUUCCUCCAGGUCAUCAACCAGGGACAAAGAAGUCCCAGAGGAGGGGAGAAGAGCUUGGUGGGGACAAGCCGCUCCUUUCAGAAGAAUGCCACAGCUGGGCCUGUCCUGGCUGGGACCGCAGUCCAUGGAAGCCUCUCCUUGGCUGCUCCUGCUGCUGGCUGGGAUCUCCUGGUUCCUGGCCCGCAGCCUAACCUGGAUCUAUGCCUUCUAUAAGAACUCUCAUCGCCUCAAAUGUUUCCCGCAGCCCCCCAAACGGAACUGGCUCUUGGGUCACCUGGGCAUGGUCCAACCCACAGAGCAGGGCUUGAAGCAAGUGACGGAGCUGGUGGGCACCUACCCUCAGGGCUUUAUGACAUGGCUGGGCCCUGUCAUUCCCCUGGUCACUCUGUGCCAUCCCAACAUCAUCCGAUCUGUGCUCAAUGCCUCAGAUCCAGAGCUCAGAGGAAGGUCUGCUGUACACCCAGGGUCUGGCGAGCACCUUUGGGGAUGUGUGCUGCUGGUGGGUGGGGCCCUGGCACCCAGUCGUCCGAAUCUUCCACCCCGCCUUCAUCAAGCCUGUGCUCUUUGCUCCAGCUUCCUGAAGCCCUGGCUGGGGGAUGGGCUCUUGCUGAGUUCUGGUGACAAGUGGAGCCACCAUCGCCGCCUGCUGACACCUGCCUUCCAUUUCAACAUCCUAAAGCCCUACAUGAAGAUUUUCAAUGACACUACAAAUGUCAUGCACGCCAAGUGGCAGCGACUGAUCUCAGAGGGCAGCACCCGUCUGGACAUGUUUGAGCACAUUAGCCUCAUGACCUUGGAUAGUCUGCAGAAAUGCGUCUUCAGCUUCGACAGCAAUUGUCAGGAGAAGUCUAGUGAAUAUAUUGCUGCCAUCUUGGAGCUCAGUGCCCUUGUGGUCAAAAGGCAUGAACAACUUCUCAUGCACAUGGAUUUCCUGUACCAUCUCAGCCCCAAUGGGCAGCGCUUCCGUAAGGCCUGCCGCCUGGUGCACGACUUCACAGAUGCUGUCAUCAAGGAGCGGCGCCACACUCUCCCUGAUCAGGGUGUUAGUGACUUCCUUAAGGCCAAGGCUGAGUCCAAGACUUUGGACUUCAUUGAUGUGCUCCUGUUGACUAAGGAUGAAGAUGGAAAAGAGUUGUCAGAUGAGGAUAUACGAGCAGAAGCUGACACCUUCAUGUUUGAGGGCCAUGACACCACGGCCAGUGGUCUCUCCUGGGUCCUGUACAACCUGGCGAGGCACCCAGAGUACCAGGAGCGCUGCCGGCAGGAGGUGCGAGAGCUGCUGAGGGACCGUGAUCCUAAAGAGAUUGAGUGGGACGACCUGGCUCAGUUGCCCUUCCUGACCAUGUGCAUCAAAGAGAGUAUGCGGUUGCACCCUCCAGUGACAGUCAUCUCCCGCCGCUGCACCCAGGACGUGGCGCUCCCCGAUGGCCGGGUCAUCCCCAAAGGUGUCAUAUGCCUCAUCAGUAUUUUCGGGACUCAUCACAACCCAGCUGUGUGGCCGAACCCUGAGGUCUAUGACCCCUUCCGCUUUGACCCAGAAAAUGCCAAGGACAGGUCACCUCUAGCUUUUAUUCCUUUCUCCGCGGGACCUAGGAACUGCAUCGGGCAGACGUUUGCCAUGAGCGAGAUGAGGGUGGUGCUGGCGCUGACUCUGCUGCGCUUCCGAGUCCUGCCCGACGACACCGAGCCGCGCAGGAAGCCGGAGCUGAUCCUGCGCGCCGAGGGCGGGCUCUGGCUGCGCGUGGAGCCGCUGAGCGCCAGCGCGGAGUGACCCGCCCAGGGCCGUCCCGGGACCCACCUGCCUCCACCCAGAACUACGUAUGCAGAUACCCAGGAAUAAAAUGGUUAUCACCUGCGUUCGAGUCUCACCAAGCGUCAGCAGGGUGCGCCGGGGACGUCGGGCAACCAAAGCCGGAGGGCUAGGUGGGGGAGGCGCGGCCCAACCCUGACUGGUUCUGGCUGGCUUCACAGCCCCUGAACAGAUGGCGGGAGUCGUGGGACGUGUUUGAGCAGAAGAUGGAGCUAGAUUAAGGGCAGGUUUGAGGCGCCGAGUCAUGGAAGCAAACACUCAGAACACUAAAUGUUUGCCAUCCUUACCUCCGUUCGCAUCUCCAACUAUAUCCUGUCUUUUCUCAUCGUAGGGUUUUUCACUGUUUCUGUGGCUACUAAACUACUGUGUUUAUUAAACAUAGCAGGCUUAGUUGUGUUUUCCUUUCUCUUGCUCCCUCCCACCACCUUCUGCGUUUCUUACUUUUAGAGACAGAGCCUAUACAGAGCAGCAUCUAACUGCUGAGCUCAAUUGUCUUGCUUCGUCCUCUGGAUAGCUGG